ACUACGACAUUUAUUGCUGUCCCGAUAAGAUAACGCCGAUCCCCGGGGGGAACGGACUACCCAUGAUGGUCAGUAGAAACCGUCCACUAGUUGUGUAUUGAAAUUCAUCGGAUGAGACAGACGAUACCUCCACGGGAAAUUGAAUUCAUUUAAACUCUUCAAUGAUUUAAUUCAUCACAAAUCAGAUUGAACAGAUUAAGGGCUUAAUUAAGGGAGUUUGAUUUGACAGGAAUGGUACACAUCUCCGCGGUCCUGCUGCUGCUGAGCUCCUAUCAUGGAGUACUUGCUCAAAAUAUACCCGCAUUGGCUUCAUUCUCAGGCCAGUGUGUUGGACCAGGAGCCGUGGCGUUUGCUCUCGAUGGUUCAGAAAGCAUUAAUACGACUAAUUUCGACCAACUUAAACAGUUUGUCAAAGCAAAUAUAGACCAAUUCGUUAUUGGGGCAAAUAAUAUUCAGAUCGCCGCUUUUGUGUUCAGCCAGCAGAUUGGGGAUGGGUUUCAAUUUAGCGGUCAAGACACAAAAUAUACAGUGUUUGCCAAGUUAGACGCACUGAAUCUAAUCAGAAUGGCCACUUUCACCGACGUAGCCAUCAACGAGAUGAUUCGACUUCUCAUACAGCCCAACGUCCCCUCCCCUAAGGUGGGCGUGGUCCUAACUGACGGAGAAUCCUACGACCCUGACAAGACCCGGAUAGCCGCCAUCACAGCCCGCGCCAUAGGCAUUACGCUCAUCGCAGUAGGAAUCGGCGUCACGCCCGGAUCCUCGGCUGCGACAGAGCUGAACGCAAUAACCGGAAAUCCAUCACAGGUUCUACUAAUUAAUGGAUACAACCAGUUGACGAACCUGACAAGUAUACUUAGCGAUUUACUGUGUCAAGCAAUAACGACAACCACAAGCACGACGACAACAACAACGCCUGCACCAACAACUACACCGAUCCCGACAACCCAGAAACCGACAUUACCUCCCCUGACAACGCAAAAACUGCAAACCGAUAAAAUCACUAACCCCCUGUGUGAGGGCUGUAUUAUAGCUGACGGGGUGGGCUAUAACAGGCACGGCUCCAGCUGCCAGCGCUUCGUGCAGUGUUACCUAGAGGACGGGACGGCGGUGGCUGUGGAGAAGAAGUGCGGGUUCGGACAGUUCUUCUCGUUAUCCGACCUGACGUGUGUUCACUCUGAAUUCUCAGACUGUCCGUACGAUCCCUGUAUUGGACAGCCAGACGGCGCAAGUUGGAAUAUGGGUGAAAAUUGCCAGGGAUACUGGACCUGUAUGAACGGUCACUCCAUGCCUUCGUGCUGCGGGAACCAGACAAGAUAUGUCUCAGGGACCGGAUGUACGGCUGACACGACGUGUAUUGAGGCGUGUCCACCCAAAACCUCAGUUUUACCAUUUAACUGUGAAACCCAGGCCGAUGCUGACCCUAGCUACUACCUACAGAAUGUGAGCGGAAGUCUGCUGCGGCGGCGCUGUGCUCCCGGAACUCACUAUGACAGCGGAUCAUGUGGUUGUUCCAUACUUAUCACUGUAGCACCAUCAACAGCGUGUUCCCCCAUGCUGUAUCACUCUCUGUCGGACCAGUACUUCUACGACGCCCACAACAUCAUCCCCGUGGGAAUGGCGAACGUUGCCGUCUCUAUCGGCUCUCUGGCUUUUGGCGGGAACGGCGAGGUCAACAUUUGGCGCUUGGCCAACUAUGACUUUCAGAACGUGCUGGUCGUUAGGUUUGAGUUGACGGUAGGGACGUCGGCCAGCCCUAGAACGGAACAGGUUCUGGUGAAUUGUCUCCACUCUAACGGGGUAAUGGUGCCAGCAUCUGUCGACAUUCAAGUCAUCAAGACACAGACGGCUGCGCAGUUAGUUUACACGAUCAGAGCAGGCGGGCAGUCAAAGACUCUGACGUCAGCAAUCACGCCUGGCGUUGCUACAGAGGUUGUGUACGCCUAUGAUGGGGCAGUGUUUGCAGUGUACUCUGGUCCUGGGACCGAAUCUUCAACCGCUCUCAAGGAGACUGUCUGCAAUGGACGGGUGAAUCUGGUCGUUGCCAUGGACUCUUCCUCUAGUCUGACAUCCAUACAGUUCCUUCAAAUUAAAAACUUCACAGCGAAAGGACUACUGAAGAGGUUCACCCAAACAAACAGCAUCGCCACCGUGUCGUUCGCGGAUAAUGUGGAAAUCGUCACAGACUUUGGGGAACUGAACAGCGAUAAAAUCAUGAUGUAUAACUCCAAUAGAGACUACCACACCAGGAUUGACUUUGCUAUAGGAAACAUGACAGAUAUGAUGUCCAAUAGUUCUAUACUUGAUCAGAGUGUUCCGAAGGUCGCCUUAAUUUUGACCGAUGGAAAAAGCACGAGUGGUAUCGAACUUCUUCAUCAGUCUGCAAUGUAUGCCGACAGAAACAAUGUGUAUGUGAUGGCCAUCGGGGUGGGCGAGGAAGUGAACCUGUCCCCCACGGAACUUGAUAACAUGACCCACGGGAUAAACGAGCACCAACAAAUCAUUCCCUACCGGGAUCUCACAAAGUCUGUGGACCGCAUUGUCGAACAGAUCUGUUAUCUUUCACAGAACGGGCCUCUAAGAACUGGAGCCAUACGAGGACGCUACCUUUUAACAAUCGUUUUUGACGUCACGAUUCAGAGCCUCGAUUUGACAAAACAACUAAUAGCCAAACUUUUGGAAUACAUCCAGUAUGAAAAUCCUUCGGUAAAUCUGAUUAUAGCCAGUGUAACUGACGGACCAAACUCCAUUGGACGUUUUGACGAAGCUUCAAGUCAGCUUGAAGUGCUGAAGUUCAUAGAACACAUGACGACAUCGUCUCAUCAAUAUUUUGACGCUGUAGCGGCUUACGACAAAGUUGAAAGUGACUUUCUGUAUGCGCCUAGUGAUUCUUCCAACAUCGCAUUGUUUAUUACUGAUAAACCUAUUCAGACCGACGAUUUCACUUACACACAGAACUACUUUAAGACAAAGUCGGAAUCAAACAGCGUAGAUGUGCUCUUUGUUGGGGUGGGGUCGGCGGUGAGCCCGGACUCGUCCCUCGCUUUGUCUGGUUUUAGAGUAGCUCACAGAAUCAUCGCGUCCAACACCUCAGUACUGACAAGCGGACUCAACAAUAUAAUCAGAGCAAUCGGAACAGAAGUCCUCAAAUACCCAGUACCAGUAAAUGUAUCACAUGAAGCAUUCCAUGGUCCAGCGGAGAUUUUGAUCGGAUAUAGUAACUGUCCACACAUGUUCAACAUCGAGAAAUUCAACAGAUAUAAUAAAUUUCUGGAGAAUGUGGUCAGAAACAUCCACAUGGGACCCGACAACGUUCAGCUGACCUUAGCAACUUAUUGCACUGGUAUUAACUAUGUCACCAGCAUUAAGGAUUACGUCAUAACAUUUCACGUGCCGUUUGGUCUACAACGAGGAGGCGUGAUUACACAACUGCAGUGGACAACCGAAAACGUCAUCAGGGAAGUGUUGGAUGUUUAUGAUGAAGUAGAGUCUGACGUAAAGAUAGCAAUCGUUAUCAUUUCUGAUCCUUUCAUGGAAGAAGAUUUGACUGGACUUUUAAAAGAGGCGGACGACGAAAACAUUUUGAUUAUGCCUCUUGCAUUGUACCAUGAUAAUGUCACAAAGGAAGGAAUAGAGGAGAAAGUUAAUAAAAUGUCUACAGCUAUUCCACCUUUAUUCGUGUCUUGGACUGACCUAAGAUCUAAUGGGGUAGUGCAAACAAUGAAUAUAUUGGGAAAAUACUUAACUGGAAACAGAAACGACAUCCUCAUUUCAGCAUCCAGUAUGAAUUUGAAUGACGACUUGUUAAAAAAUAACUUGAAACUCUAUGUUAGGGAGCUACAAAAUGUCAACAACCGAGAGACGUCCUCCACACUCGAACAGAAAAUGAUCACAGAUAUUCAAUUUUACAGCAGAAACAUGCUUAAUGACAAUGUGCGAAACAUGCAUGCGGGACUUCAUGGUAUUUUGAUGAGUUUUUUGUUCUCAGAGGACCCAACAGAAAACAGAAUUGGUUUUGUGAUUUCAAGGGGAUCUUCCUCUAGUCCCAGUCUUACACUAUCCACCGCCCGCCUUUUACAAGACGCAAAUAUCCAAAUGUUUGCUUUAGGUUAUGGGGUAGAUGGAACUAGAGACAGGGAACUCUCCUCGAUAACUGGAGAUGAAGCACGUAUAACAAAGCUUACAUCAGCAUCUGACAUUAUUGGAGCAAUGAACUCUGUUAAAAACAUGAUGGAGUCUGUCAAUUUGGACACGGAUAAAGCGACGCAUAUUUCCGUUGCUCUUGAUACUUCUUUGAAUGUCACGGAUACAGACGUAAAGAAUCUGAAAGUUAUGAUUAACAUGUUCAUCAAGCUGUGGUCUAAUGGCAAAAACCUGUACUUGACAUUUGGACAGUUUAACAGACACUACUACCCUGAGUUUGUCCGCCAGGCCAUUAGCGACACCACGCAUACAGAGAUGAUGCAGCGGGUUUAUAGCUUUGAACGUCAGAGUCCACGUGACAGUUCCCACCAAGUUUCACGAACCCCACAAGCUCUUCCUCUCCACAUUACAAUCAGAAACCUGCAUCAGACAAUGAAGGCUUUGGGUUCCCCGGGCAGCUCACAAGUGGUGGUCAUGAUGUUUGACAAGGAACCUGUAGACAUCCUGUUAACGGAUAUUGCAAUCAGAGAGGCUCGUAUUGAUAACGUGCAUUUUGUAACGAUUUCAAUUGGAAUUGACUCAUACCCGGAUACUUUUACAUACACCCUUCCAUUGUACUCACUUGGUGACGUGAGCUCUAACGCUAUGGGAACCCUAAACGUUACUUUGCAGUCUGUUUUACCACAAGGUCAACUGGAUAUGAUAUUUGCUUUGGAUGCUGAUUCUCUUAUUUCCAAUGAAGUCAUGAAUUGGAUGAAAGUGGCCACACAAUUUCUGACGUCUGGGAUGUCGUCGCGCUUUUCCAAAUACGGCGUUUUCACAUUUUCUGAUCAAAUUAAAGAAGUUGUUGAUUUUUCCGAUUAUCAGAGUGGAAAUCUGGUUUCGUAUUUGAAAAGUAUAUCUGGUUUUGCCAGGCAUCCGUCAAUUCAACCGAAACCAAGCGUGGUGAUAAACAAGCUGCAUAGUCUGAUUGACACCUCCAUGUCUACAGCUGCAAAGAUAGGUCUUAUUCUGAUUGAUGACGACACGGAUAAUGACAAAGACUUGCAGUCGUUUUCAACUGAGGCUUGGGAGAAGGGCCUAAAUCUGAUCUCUAUUGGAGUCGGUAAACACGUGGACCAGCAAGAGGUCACAUCAAUCGCCAGGUUCCAGAGCGACCAUUACCUGCAACUCCGAGACUGGGACACUUUGAACACGGACGGGUUUUCGUGGGCAAUACAAACGUUCCAGAAAUUGGAGCCGUUACAUCUGUACGUUAAGGAGACUGUACCACCAGUAACUACCCCGUCCACCACGCCCUCUGUACCGGAUACCACGGUCGUUCUGGAAGAAUGCAGUGGUGUUGUUGAUAUUGCUUUUGCCAUGGAUGCCUCCGGUAGCCUUACAACGCAAAUGUUCAACGCAAUCAAACUGACUGUUGCAAACACAAUCGCCAACAUGAAACUUUCUAACAAUGACGUAAGAGUACGAGGCAUCGUGACGUUUGAUGACACCGUACAGGAAGUUGCAGAAGAUAUCAAUGAUAAGGUACUGCUGAGGGAACUAAUAUUUGGAGCUGUUCACACGAAAGGAAUGACAAAAAUAGAUCUGGCCAUCACAAGACUAACGGAGUACCUUCUCUUAGAACCAAAACGAAAUGCCAGGCGAAUAGGUGUUGUCAUAACAGACGGGAAGUCGAUGAAACCUCAAAAAACCCGCGAAGCCGCUGCAGCAGCAGUGCGCAACAACGUCACAAUGGUUGCUAUGGGGAUCGGAGGACCGACUGAUAUUUCAUAUACCGAACUUAUGGAUGUAGCAAACAAUGUUACUGACAACUUCCUAUGGCUAAAGACCCUACAGUCGUUCUUAGAGAACGGGACAAAAGUGUUGCAUGAAAGAAUAUGCAGUGUAACUAAGGGCCAGGACUUGAUCACCACAACAGCGCCCCCUGUUGUCACAAAAGACCCUAACAGCCCAGAAGAACUAUGUGCAAGGUGCAGUUGUAUCGGGAGAGUGACGGUUUCAGACCCCUCCGACUGUAGCAUAUAUCAUGUCUGCCAGGAUUCCAAGUAUGUGGCCACUGAGUACUGCGACCCUGAUAAGUUUUGGGACACUGUUUCACAGUCCUGUCAGCUCCCCAUGUUUGCCAAUUGCGCAUAUGAUUCCUGCCACCUCCGACCCGACGGUUAUAACUACACGACCCUCCGCCUGUUGGAAGAGAAGCGUUGCGACCAGUUCUACACGUGUCUGAACGGCCGCACCAAGAAGCUGUGUACCUGUGGGGAGAGGCUGGCUGAUGACGUCAUGAUCCACCGGAAGUACGAUCCGCUGUCUGACCACUGCGUGGACGAUCUUGAUGGAGAAUGCUUCACAAUCAUAGACAACAGGCAUCAGAAAAUCACAACUCCUGAGACCUGGGUUUGCUAUCUGAGAGCGACAUCAUCCAAGUACAGUUUCAUCAACCUUAAAACCAACGCAGUGCAGAAGUGUCCGGAGAACCUUGUGUACAGCUCCGAUAAAUGUAGUUGUGUGGAAGAGAGUUCUCCUCGAGUAGACAUAUGCCUAGCUAAUGUGGACUUGCAAUUCAAUAAGCGGUCCAUGCAGUUUUGGAACGUGACUCUUUCUGAUGGCCAGGGGGUGUUCGAUGGGAAAUCCCUGGUCUCCAUCAAACGACUUGCCGGCCAUUACGCGCAUGACUUUGCAGUUCGAGUUUCACUGAAAACUGACUCUGAGCAAGACAUGACAUUGUUUGAAAAUGCAAACUGUCAAGAAACAAACCUGCCAAGUAUUAAAGUGUAUGUGAAGAGGGCGCUGCGAUCAAUGGCAAUCAUCGCACAGAUCAAAACCGCUCACGGCUUUGUUAAAUUUCAACUGCAGUCCACGGCCCUGUUCCGUGGCUAUCAGACCACUCUCACAUUGGCAGCCAAGGCCCAUAAAGUGGCCAUGUGGACCUCCUAUCGUGUCGCUGGCACUGACCCAGAAACGCGCGAGACAGACAUCACCUUAGACUUGCCAGUUCCAAUGGUACUACAGCUGUUUACCAGAGGAUGUGGCGGACUAUUUCAACCGCGCAUAAACAACGUCUUUUCGCCUGCAUCACCAUACUAA
Molecule: messenger RNA, 7230 nt
Organism: Magallana angulata
Lineage: Eukaryota; Metazoa; Mollusca; Bivalvia; Ostreida; Ostreidae
Exons: 30
Coding region: 232-7230 (2332 amino acids)
Cellular component (GO): extracellular region
Molecular function (GO): chitin binding
Source: RefSeq, a predicted model, not a curated record